AUGGCGAACGACAAGGAGAUACGGGUCGACGAGAUCAAGAAGCAUAACUCGGAUCAGGAUUGCUGGCUGGUGGUCAACGAUAAUGUCUGGAAUUUGACAGAAUUUGCGCCGCAGCAUCCAGGCGGGGCAGCAAUCAUCUACAAAUACGCAGGCCGUGAUGCAUCUGAGGCAUACAACUCCAUUCACGCCCCAUCACUAUUAUCAACCAAUCUCCGUCGAGAGGACAAUAAAGGGAAGUUCAAUACCGCAGAUGCGGCGGCCUCUGACCCAGAAUGGCUCAAACCGCCGCCCACAGAGACGCGCGCCAUUGAAGUCGGGGCUAAACCUCCCCUUCAGACCUUGAUCAAUAGCUACGAUUUCGAGGGGGUGGCUUCCAGAACUGUGACAGCAAAGACAUGGGCGUUCUAUUCUUCGGCGGCGACAGAUCUUAUUACCAGGGACGCAAACAAGUCCAUGUUUGAUAGGAUUUGGUUCCGACCGCGGCUUAUGAGGGAUGUAAAGCAUGCUAGCACCAAGACGAAGAUCCUUGGGUGCGAAGUCGAUUUACCGUUCUUCGUUAGUCCUGCUGCAAUGGCGAAGUUAGUGCAUCCCGAUGGGGAAAAGGCGUUAGCAGCCGGUUGCGCAACAAAAGGCGUGGCGCAAUGUAUCUCUAGCAACGCAUCAUUUCCCGUUGGCGAGAUAACUAGCACGCAACCAAACCACCCCUUUUUCUUCCAGCUUUAUGUCAACAAAGACCGUGCCGCCUCCGAGAAGCUCCUCGCCGAAGUUGAGGCAGCCGGAGUCAAAGCUAUAAUGGUUACAGUAGACGCCCCCGUCCCUGGCAAACGCGAGGCCGAUGAGCGAGUAAAAGCAGAUGCCGCAGCUCUGCAACGAGUACCUAAUAGUGGCGCAACUGCACGAAACGAUAAUAAGGGGGGUGGAUUGGGACGGACUAUGGGCGGCUACAUCGACCCGACUUUGAGCUGGAAGGAUGUGAAGUGGCUACGGAGGUCGACGAAACUGCCCAUCGUAUUGAAAGGGGUACAGUCGGCAUCAGAUGUGAAACUGGCGAUGGAUUAUGGCCUUGAUGGCGUCGUUCUGAGUAACCAUGGAGGUCGGAAUCUAGAUACAUCACCACCAUCUAUUCUCACUCUCCUGGAGCUUAACCGCCUCUGUCCUGAAGUAUUCUCCCGCAUGGAGAUCUUCGUCGACAGUGGGAUUCGGCGUGGUACCGAUAUCCUGAAGUGCCUUUGCUUGGGUGCAAAGGCUGUUGGUAUGGGAAGACCCUUCCUCUACGCUGUUAAUUACGGCGCGGAAGGUGUGGAACAUUUCAUUGAGAUUAUGAGAGAUGAGCUUGAGACCUCAAUGCGCCUGGUUGGCAUUAACAGUCUGGAGGAGGCCCAUCCUGGCCUCGUGAAUACCUUGGAUCUGGAUCGAUUUGUGCCUUCCACCAUGGGCGAUGAUGAUAUGAAGUCGGUGCGGGAGAAGUCCAAGCUAUAA
Molecule: messenger RNA, 1479 nt
Organism: Venustampulla echinocandica
Lineage: Eukaryota; Fungi; Ascomycota; Leotiomycetes; Helotiales; Pleuroascaceae
Exons: 5
Coding region: 1-1479 (492 amino acids)
Molecular function (GO): oxidoreductase activity
Source: RefSeq, a predicted model, not a curated record